This is a messenger RNA of Mycena citricolor, 3424 nucleotides long. The record is from the annotation of a GenBank genome assembly. Lineage: Eukaryota; Fungi; Basidiomycota; Agaricomycetes; Agaricales; Mycenaceae.
CUUCACUCUCAUGUCGUCGAUUCGGAAAAAGCGGAACUUCAGGGGCCUGCAGCUCCCAACGGCUACUCUCGACUGUCACGCGCACGAUGAGCCAGUCCCCGCGCGCGCUGCUCCCGCCGGACCCCGCAGGGGAUCGCAACUUCCUUUUGGCCAGGGACCUCUGCAAGGCCAGGAUCCACACGGGGGCGCGUCGACGCAGGACGCGAAGGCGACCCUCACAAGCCGUCUGGAAACGCUGGCGAAGGAUUCCAAUCCCGGGUUCGAUGUCAAGAACGACGAGUUCACGACCCUGCAAGAACUGGGAUCAGGGAAUGGCGGCAGCGUGCUGAAAGUGCAGCAUGUCAAAACGGGGACGGUCAUGGCUAAGAAGGUCGUUUUGAUUGACGCGAAGCCGGCAGAGAGGAAGAAGAUCCUGCUCGAGCUGCAAAUCAUGCACGACUGCGACUCGCCCUACAUUGUGUCUUCGUACGGCGCCUAUCUUGCAGAGCCCAAUAUCUGCAUCUGUAUGGAAUUCAUGGACAAGGGCUCUUUCGACGGAAUAUACAAGUCGAUUGGGGCGAUUGACGUGAACGUCGUGGGGAAGGUUGCUGUGUCCGUAUUGGAGGGGCUGAGGUACCUGUACGAUGUACACCGGAUUAUUCACCGCGAUAUCAAACCCUCGAACAUUUUGUGCAACUCGCAAGGAGACAUCAAGCUCUGUGACUUUGGUGUUUCCGGGGAACUGAUCAAUUCGAUUGCGAACACCUUUGUUGGCACGUCGAUUUACAUGAGCCCGGAACGCAUCCAAGGCGCGGUAUAUUCUGUGAAGUCAGAUAUCUGGUCUCUCGGUAUCACCCUGCUCGAGCUCAUUGUGGGACAAUUCCCUUUCUCGGGUUCGUUUUCGGACACGGAGGAUGACGACAUGGACAUCGAUCGGCCUGAACCUCCUCCUCCGCCCGAAUCAAAUCACCGCGACUCACUCCAAAUUCCCAUGAGCGCAAGUCGGAGAAGGAGGAGGAGCAAAGGUGUAUCCUUGCAUGGAGGGGGCAUGAUGUUGAGCAUCAUCGAACUCAUGCACCAGAUUGUCAACGAGCCCUCGCCAACAUUGCCACGUGGGAAGUAUGGCUCCGCAGCGGAGGACUUCAUCGAUGCAUGCCUAGAAAAAGACAUCGAAAGUCGCAAAACACCCGCUCAACUCUUUCGCGCAACACUGGCGCCCAACAACCGCGCAGCUGCCAGCGGCACUGCAUUCUCCUUCUUCUCUCUCCCCUUCUCACAUGCGAAAGAAUGCGACGCAUGGCACCCAGGUCUUCUCCGACCAGGAGACCAUGGAUAUGAGGCGGGUGCGAGGAAUAGUAUGCCGCUCUUCUUGAACGCUUUGGCGCUGGUGGUUGAUGGUUUCGACGCCAAACGUAUCAGGUGCUCAGGUGAUCCAGGGGACUCUGGCCCAAUAGGACGCGGGAGACGGCACAGAAUCAUCCACUCUGCCUCGUCCGAUCUUAAUUUCCACCUCGAUGCCAUGCGAGAGCGAAUACGGGAACUCGAAGAAGCUAUCGCGGCGUGUAUCAAGGAUUAUAGAGACACGACCGACAGUGUAGGUUCCGCGCUGAACCCUUUGCUGCGGAAAGAUGUGUCGCUCGACCAGCAAGCAGACGCCAAGUCAAUAUCACCGCCGAAAAGCGAUACAGCGGAGCUGGCUGACAGUUUUGGUGCCAUGGCAUUAAGCGAUGCGGGAACACAUCGGUACUUUGGACCCACAGCAGGCACCGCAGCUCUGCUUUCGGCUCAGGGAACUGCUGGUGGUGACCGCGGCGAGUACACCUACUCGUUUGCAGAGGUUCUGAAUGCAUUUCCCCUCACAAAUCUGCCGGUUCCAACCUGGAACAAAACGGCUUCGAAGGGGAUCCUACUUGCGCAACUGCCCGAUGAACCUCGUGCGUGGGCACUCUUCGACAUCUACUGCGCGGCCGCGUCGUGGUAUGGCCAGCCGAUAAUGCCUGACGAAUUGCGAGAGCUGGUGACUAUGGUCUACUCACCAGACACGAAUUUCCACGAGCUCUCCCCACACGCUUUGGCCAUAGUUUUCCUUGCGUUUGCCUCUGCCACACUAGCAGAUUUGGCGCUGCCAGCGUAUAGCGUUCAGGCGGACGCGUAUUUCGAUCUUGGCCGGGCAGCAAUGACACUCCUCGAUGUUUCUGUGUCGAGAGAGUUGUAUACCAUUCAAGCAUUGCUCAUGGUUGGCUUGUAUUACGGGACGGGAAGCCCCAGGUAUAGUUUAGAUGCGUCUGUCACAGCCGUAUCUAUGGCCGCAUGUUUAGCUCAGGCGGUCACAGCGCCCUUGGCGCUUGCUUUCACUCGGACAGUCGCGCCCAGCUACGAUGAGAUUCUCGAACUUGACAAACGACUAAGGCAUUUUAUCGAGAAGGCGCCCUUUCCCCACUACGAGAUGAGCGGCGGUUCGGCCUCCUACCUCGGGUACAUUCGGGCGCAUAUGAUCCCUCGAUUGUCCCAUAACUUAAUCAUUUACAUACAUCGGUCGUCAUUCGUCAAGGCAAUCAAGCACAACCCUACUAAUCCCCUCGAUUCUCCGUAUGCAGCGUCCUUUUUAGCAGCCUAUCGUGGCGCAAAUUCGAUGAUUAAGGCGGAUAUGCGGUUCUUGGAGGCAUAUCCAGAAUACAUCCACCGGUGGUGGCCCUUCUGGAAAGCCGUGACAAACUCGGCUUUUAUCCUCGCUUCCGUCGCUGCCAAGUGUCCGAAGCACCUGUUGGCUCCCGUAGCACUCGCAGAUCUCCUGACCACCGUCGAGUUGAUAGAACGGGCCUCAAAGCACUGUGUCGUAGUUACUGGAGCUUUAACCGUCCUUCAUCGUCUCCGAAAUAAAGCAGCGGUUGCAUUUGCCGCCGCUAAUGAUAUCCCGGUGCCUGUUCUGGCUGACGUCGACCUGAAUGAUCUCGCGGACGACACUGACUUUGAGCUGAUCGGGGGUUCUCGGACCAUGGUCGAUAGCGCGACUCUCCCGAAACGCCAAAUUCAAUCUACCGCGGACUUGUCGCGUGCUUCCAGCCCGACUGAGGCGCAGAUGAUAUGGGAACCGCCGAUAUCCCCAGUGACACAGCAGCGGCUGUGGGACUGGGAAUGGGAGCAGGCUCUUUCGGGAACGAUAGUGGAUCCUCUUCGGGUCGAUGGGCAUCUGGCCUCGGGAUUGUAUCCGGACUCGACGCUAGGGGCGGCGGAAACCGCGCAAGAAGUCAAGCUGGGUUACGCGUGGGAGAACCUGGAUGCAUACAUGAUUGCGCUCACACGGCAGUAGCUCCAGGCGUUGGCUAGAUAAGCCCCGAUCAUCGACGGUAGCUGCAUCUUGCAUGCAUCAUGUCCGUUCAAAUGGCCACCACCAGAAAUCACCCCGGUUUUCAUGAAAUACCGUGAUACUAGUCUGACAUGUCCA